GCAGCGGCGGCCAGGCCCAGGCUGUCCAUAUAAGGCCGCGGGCGUCCUGUAACGUUUCAGGCGCUUCAGGGCGCCCCGCGGACUACAGCCUCCUCCGCGCCGAGGAAUGUGUGGAAUCUUCCUUCCUGGCUGCCGCCCACCGCAGGGAGGACUUCCCCUCCGCACUCAGGCCCCCCGAUCAGCCCCCCAGCCAGCCCCGGGGGCCGCCCGCCGCUGCCCGGCCGCUGGGGGGAGCGCGGCGCCUCGGCGGAGCCGGCGGGGAGACCGGGAGGCGGCCGCGCGCCCUCACCUGCCCGGGGCGGCGAGCGCGGGCGGAGAGGAGGCGGCCGGGCGGAGGCCGCGGAGGAGGCCGGGGAGGAGCCUGAGGCCGGCCGGCGGCGUGGACACAAAGUGAAACUCCUGGAAGUUGCGGGAGCUCGGGGAUCGCGGAGAGCCGCGCCGGGCGGAGCGCCCAUGGCUCUGAGCAAAGGGCUGCGGCUGCUCGGGCGGCUGGAGGCCUCGGGAGAGAGCAGCGUCCUGCUGGAGGCGCGCGGCCGCGGGGACUGCCUGCUCUUCGAGGCCGGCACGGUGGCCACGCUCGCUCCGGAAGAGAAGGAGGUCAUUAAGGGCCAGUAUGGAAAGCUCACCGACGCGUAUGGCUGCCUGGGGGAGCUCAGGUUCAAGGCUGGUGGCACCUCCCUGAGCUUCCUGGUUUUGGUGACAGGCUGCACGUCUGUGGGCAGAAUUCCGGAGGCCGAAAUCUACAAAAUCACUGCCACCGACUUUUACCCUCUUCAGGAAGAGGCCAAGGAGGAGGACCGCCUCACAGCCUUGAGGAAGAUCCUCAACUCAGGGGUCUUCUACUUUGCGUGGCCCAAUGAUGGGUCUCACUUCGACCUCACCGUCCGGGCGCAGAAGCAGGGUGAUGACAGAUCCGAGUGGGGGAACUCUUUCUUCUGGAACCAGCUGUUGCACGUGCCCCUGAGGCAGCACCAGGUGAGCUGCUGUGACUGGCUGCUGAAGGUCAUCUGCGGGGUGGUGGCCAUCCGCACGGUGUACGCCUCUCACAAGCAGGCCAAGGCCUGCCUCAUCUCCCGCAUUAGCUGCGAGCGCGCCGGCGCUCGCUUCCACACCCGCGGCGUGAAUGACGACGGCCACGUGUCCAACUUCGUGGAGACAGAGCAGACGAUUUACAUGGAUGAUGGAGUGUCGUCUUUUGUCCAGAUCAGAGGCUCCGUUCCGCUGUUUUGGGAGCAGCCAGGGCUUCAGGUUGGCUCCCAUCAUCUGAGACUCAACAGAGGCCUGGAAGCCAACGCACCUGCUUUCGACAGGCAUAUGGUGCUUCUGAAGGAGCAGUAUGGAAAGCAAGUGGUUGUGAACCUGCUGGGGAGCAGAGGCGGAGAGGAGGUGCUCAACAGAGCCUUCAAGAAGCUGCUCUGGGCUUCCUGCCACGCCGGCGACACUCCUAUGAUAAACUUUGACUUCCAUCAGUUUGCCAAAGGUGGGAAGCUAGAGAAAUUGGAGAACCUGCUGAGGCCCCAGCUGAAGCUGCACUGGGAUGACUUCGACGUGUUCACCAAGGGCGAGAAUGUAAGUCCACGUUUGCAGAAAGGCACUUUGCGGAUGAACUGUCUGGACUGCCUGGACCGAACCAACGCGGUGCAGAGCUUCAUCGCCCUCGAGGUCCUCCGUCUGCAGCUCGAGAGCCUCGGACUGAAUUCCAAGCCCAUUGCCGACCGCUUCGUGGAGUCCUUCAAGGCAAUGUGGUCUCUGAAUGGGCACAGUCUGAGCAAGAUGUUCACAGGCAGCCGGGCCCUGGAAGGCAAGGCCAAGGUGGGGAAGCUGAAGGAUGGGGCCCGGUCCGUGUCUCGCACUAUCCAGUCCAACUUCUUCGACGGGGCGAAGCAGGAGGCCAUCAGGCUGCUGCUGGUCGGGGACGUCUACACCGAGGAGUCUGCAGACAGGGGAAGGGUGCUGCUGGACAACCCGGCCCUGCUGGUGACUCCCAGGGUCCUGAGAGCCAUGUCAGAGCGCCAGGCGGAGUUCACGCACUUCAAGCCGGUGCGCGUUGCCGUGGGCACCUGGAACGUGAACGGAGGGAAGCAGUUCAGGAGCAACCUGCUGGGGACGGCAGAGCUGGCCGACUGGCUGCUGGACGCGCCCACACUUUCCGGAGUCACCGAAUGCCAGGAUGAAAGCAGCCCAGCUGACAUAUUUGCCGUGGGGUUUGAAGAGAUGGUGGAGCUGAGUGCAGGCAAUAUCGUCAAUGCCAGUACCACCAACAGGAAGAUGUGGGGUGAGCAGCUUCAGAAAGCCAUCUCACGCUCUCAUAGGUACAUUCUCUUGACUUCGGCACAGCUGGUGGGCGUCUGCCUUUAUAUCUUUGUGCGUCCGUACCAUGUCCCGUUCAUCAGGGAUGUGGCGACUGACACGGUGAAGACGGGCAUGGGCGGAAAGGCCGGGAACAAGGGCGCCGUGGCCAUCCGCUUCCAGUUCCACAGCACCAGCUUCUGCUUCAUCUGCAGCCACCUGACUGCCGGGCAGUCCCAGGUGAAGGAGAGGAACGAGGACUACAGGGAGAUCACCCAGAAGCUGAGCUUCCCGACGGGAAGAAACGUUUUUUCUCACGAUUAUGUGUUUUGGUGUGGCGACUUCAACUACCGCAUUGAUCUCACUUACGAAGAAGUCUUCUAUUUUGUGAAACGCCAAGACUGGAAGAAGCUUCUGGAAUUUGAUCAGCUACAGCUGCAGAAAUCGAGUGGAAAAAUUUUUAAAGACUUUCACGAAGGCAUCAUUGACUUUGGACCCACCUACAAGUACGAUGUGGGCUCUGCCGCCUACGACACGAGUGACAAAUGCCGCACCCCUGCCUGGACCGACAGAGUCCUGUGGUGGAGGAAGAGGCAUCCUUUUGACAGAACAGCUGGAGAACUCAAUCUUCUAGACAACAAUCUGGAGGCUGGCACCAGACUCAGACACACCUGGUCUCCUGGUGCCCUCAAGUAUUACGGCCGAGCAGAGCUACAAGCAUCUGACCACAGACCCGUGCUGGCGAUCGUGGAGGUGGAAGUGCAAGAAGUUGACGUGGGUGCUCGGGACAGGGUGUUCCAGGAAGUGUCCUCUUUCCAGGGCCCCCUGGAUGCCACUGUCGUAGUCAACCUUCAGUCGCCAACCUUAGAAGAGAGAAACGAGUUUCCCGAGGACGUGCGCACAGAGCUCAUGCAGACCUUGGGGAAUUACGGGACGAUUGUUCUGGUCAGGAUCAACCAAGGGCAGAUGCUGGUGACUUUUGCAGACAGUCACUCGGCUCUCAGCGUCCUGGAUGUGGAUGGAAUGAAGGUGAAAGGCAGAGUUGUGAAGAUCAGACCGAAGACCAAGGACUGGCUGAAAGGUUUGCAGGAGGAGAUCAUUCGAAAGCGAGACAGCAUGGUCUCCAUGUCCCCCACCGCCAACUCCUGUCUGCUGGAGGAAAACUUCGACUUCACGAGUUUGGACUAUGAGUCCGAAGGGGAUAUUGUCGAAGAUGAUGAGGACUAUUUGGUGGAUGAGCUAAUAAGCCAGCCUAUGGUCUCAGACGGUGAACUGGGGGGAGAUGAGCUCUCCGAUGCCCCCAGCUCCACUGCAGUGGCCCCUCCCAGCAGGUUACCUGCACUCACCAAAAAGCAGCAGCGUCCAACCUACAAAGAUGAUGCUGACCUUGUGGAGUUAAAGCAGGAGCUGGAAGCAGUUGGGGACUUCCGCCACCGCUCUCCGAGUAGGUCUCUGUCGGUUCCCAAUAGGCCUCGGCCGCCUCACCCACCGCAGAGACCCCCCCCUCCAACUGGUUUAAUGGUGAAAAAGUCUGCUUCGGAUGCGUCCAUCUCCUCCGGCACUCACGGGCAGUAUUCGAUUUUGCAGGCGGCAAAACUCCUGCCAGGAGCACCUCAGCAAGCACCCAAAGCUAGGACUGGAAUAAGUAAACCUUAUAACGUUAAGCAGAUCAAAACCACCAACGCUCAGGAGGCGGAAGCAGCGAUCCGAUGUCUCCUGGAAGCCAGGGGAGGCGUCCCAGGAGAGGCCCUAAAUGCCAUGGCCCUGAGGGACCAGGGUUCUGCCAAACCAGAGCCUGCAGUGGGGGUGGCCCCACUCCUGCCCCGUCGGCCUGCACCCAGAGUUCCUGCCAUCAAGAAGCCAACCUUGAGGAGGACAGGAAAGCCCGUGUCACCGGAAGAACAGUUUGGACAACAGGCUGUCCAUUUUACAAUUGGGCCCCCGGAGACCAGCCUUGACACCCCUCCUCUAGCGACAGUCCCUCCUGUUCCCAAACCGAGAACACUGCAGCCCGGGAAAGGCGCCGCCAGGAAGCCAGCGCCCGGCGAGGCCCCUCCCGCGGCCGCGCCGCCCCCCCUGGAGGCCCCGCCUCUUGUGCCCCGGGUGCCCCCGCGGAGGAAGAAGUCGGCCCCAGCGGCCUUCCACCUGCAGGUGCUGCAGAGCAACUGCCAGCUUCUCCAGGGCCUCGCCUGCAGCAGCCCCGGCAGCGACUGUCCCCCCGCACCCCAGCCUGCGGGGGGCACUCUCUCCCCACCGCCGGCUUUUCCCAGCACCUCAGCACCUGCCAGCCCGGAGGCUGAUGGCACCAAGGACACCAAGUCGGAGGCAGCCUCUCUUCCCUGUGACUACCAGGAUCCCUUCUGGAGCCUCCUCCACCACCCCAGCCUGUUGAAUAAUUCGUGGCUCUCCAAGAGCUCUGACCCCCUGGACUCGGGGACAAGGGCUCACACAGCCCCACUGCACGUCAGCCCCUCAGCUGCCCGGGAGCCGCCACCGGAGCACACACAAAAAGACUUAGGUGACUGGGUGACAAUCAGCGACGAGGACAAGAGGACGGUGCUGCAAGUGUUUGACCCUCUGGCGAAAACAUGACUGGGAGACUUGGACAGCCGCUGUCCUGCAGGAGGUGUGCCGUCUUCCGUGAGCAUCACUUUCCGGGGGGAAGCCCACCCGCCUCAGCCCCCGAGUCCAAAGCGACAUCUAUUUAAAGGCACACUGAAAAAAACAUUGGUACUUCUGUCACUCUUGCGUAGUUUACAAAAACUGUGUCUCUUAUUCAGUAAUAUUAUUAUUCAGCCACCGAGAUACAUCUUAUUCCAGACUUGUGCAUAUUAAGUGUCCUCUUGGGGGGAUGGGAAACCUGGGUUGGAUUCAGUGCAUAGAUUUUAGGAAAGAGAAUCCAGCAGACGACGCCCAAGACGUUCCCUCCUGUUACAUUUUAAAUGGUUGUUCAAUUUAUGUGUGUAUGUGCUGUAUUUUUUUUAAUAUUCUUUGUAUUUUACAGAUUUGGAAUAAUUUUUUGGCGACUCACUUGAAGGUUGAUGCAUAUAGUGAGCCAUUACACUAAAAGGUGGUUGGGACCAUUAAGAGCUGUACCUGGCCAGCUGACACCAGGUGAAAAAAAUAUCAGAGUAGGAGGCAGCAAAUACCCAAAGAUAAGACUGCACAUUCCCGUGAGCCCUUGUUUAUUUACGUACAUGGAUGUUAACCUUGACUCUGUAAAUCUUGUGGGAGAUGGUGUCAUUCCCUGCUUUGGUUCUAAAGCACAUACUCUUAGCUUAUUAACCUGAGCUUCAACUGGCUAAAGCCUCCUGAAGCACGUCUUAGACUUCGCAUGUCCCCUUAAAUGGCUACAGUCCUGAGCUCUGGUGUGCUGCUUAAGCCAAUUUUUGCACACUAUUCCCUGUUAAAACCUUGUGGAUUUCUUUUUUCCCGUAUAUGCUAUACCCAGUAAAAGCACAAAAUGUGAAAACUCAUACUUGCACAUAAUACUGAUCCUCACUGUUAGAAUUCAGAGAAUAUGUGUUUGCGUCUGGUCCACCUGGCUGUGGCUUCAGAAAGGAAAGUACCGCCUGUCCCUGUGUGUAAGAAACCCCAGGAUGUUCUAAGUUAGCUCACCUACCUUUUAUUAGGAUUUUUUCCCUGUAUGUUUCUAACACCAUUUCUAGUCUAUUCAGUCUUUUAAAAAGACAGCACCCUACUAUUUUACAUUUUUUAAAGGAUGUUAUAAGGCCGGAUGUUAUAAGAACCCAUUUGGAGCAGAUAUCAUAAUUUCCUGAUAAGAAAUUCACUGGUAAAAUCUUACUCCGCCAUAUUUAGGAGUCUUCCAUGUCAUAGAAUCAUAUAGCAGUGGUUCCGUGUUGUCCCUGAUGUGACCAGGGAGUUCCUGUACUCAACGCUAAUAAUGGUUAGGAUGGCAGUAAUCACCUUGCCUGGGGAAAUACCACUCCCCUUUUACCAGUCAGACCUCUGGGAUUUCAGACUUAGCCUCUCAUUGCCACUAUCAAGAUCCACUGCAGAUUAGUCACAUCUGGUACUCAAAACAAAACCAAAACUGUAUUUAUCUCAUUUCAUCCGAAAACUAAUAAAAGAAAAAGGUAUUAGUGACCUGUAGAGAUAAGCAGAUAAUGCUAGUAGUUAACCAGCCAUAAAAGACAGUGUUUCUGUCCAAGGCUGGCUAGGACACCUUCUAUAGCUUGUAUCAUUACACUUAACAUCAUUACAUACUUACAUCAUUUCUACCUCUCUAAGAAAUGCAGGAAGUAAACCUCUCCCCCUGUCAGGGGGAGAAAGAGAAGCAAGAUGGGUCAACAGGCUUGGGAGGAAGGUGUAUCAUUUGCCAGGAUUCACUUUAGUGCUAAAAGGUACCGUUGGGAAUGGAAUCAAAGAUCUCUUCAUUCAAAUGUUUUUUUCUCUAUAACAUCUUUUCCCACCAAAGAGGAUGUGAAGUUGAAGGCAUGCAUAUGUAAUAACCAGUCAGAAAAGCAGAGGGAAAGUAAGCCCAUGGAAGUUGCUCCCAGUGCUGGGAAAGUCCUGAUUUUCAGAUUUCUUCUCUGUUCUAGAUGGCAAAUAGCCAGUACACGGUACAGAGAAAAGAAUUUCUUCUAAGAUAAAAGGUGUUCAUCACACCAGUAGUUCUGAAUAAUCUCACAGUAAGUAUUAACACACAGAAUUGUGCUGAGGCAGGUCACAGGAAAAAUUACAAGUAGUUCUAACCUUAAGAAGUGAAUAUCACUUGAUCAUGGCUGUUCACGGUUAGUGGACAACACAGACUGGAUUUUGAGUUGAUAAUGCAUAAGAUUCUUGCACUAAUGUUCUCUUUAAAAAAGAAAAAGUAAAGAAAAAGAAAAAGGACAAUUGGAAUUGCCUUAUUUUUUUCAAUGCUUAACAGUUGGUGGGUUUCCUAGGUUAGCAGUAAAGUCGGUUCAAUAAUCUCAACAAUGAGCAGCUACCCUCCUGGGGAUUUCAGUCUGUGGUUUUUAUUUUUGGUCUUUCUUUGAUGCUCCCACACCGGCCUUUUUUAUUGGGACCUUGCAAUUUAUUUCAUUACUGUUUGUAAAGUGUUACAGUUCACUGCAGAGUAUUUUAAGGACAAACUUGACAAUUCAGCAUUGUCUCCCUGACCCCUUUUAGAUUCCCUUUUUACAACAUAAUCUUAGACUUCUUGCCUAUUUUAAAAAUUUGUUCCAAUAAAUGACUGAAACUAGGACAUCUGCGCAAGCAAUUCCUUUAAAGUUGUUGAAGUUCGAGACUUAAUAAAAUUCUCCUGACCUGUGUAUAAAUAUAAACAAAGAAAUGUAUUAAAACAUUAGCUUUAUAAUGAAGUAAUUCUAUUAGAAAGGAAAACUGCAGAAAUUACUUAUUGGGUGACUAGCAAUUAAUAAAAACCCUAUAAUGUUUAUUUGAAGUGAUAAUUUAUAUGGAAAUUGUAAAAA
This is a messenger RNA of Camelus dromedarius (Arabian camel), 7724 nucleotides long. RefSeq names its product synaptojanin 2 (gene SYNJ2). The transcript is spliced from 27 exons. The record is from RefSeq and is a predicted model, not a curated record. Gene Ontology annotation, molecular function: RNA binding; SH3 domain binding; phosphatidylinositol-4,5-bisphosphate 5-phosphatase activity. Gene Ontology annotation, cellular component: presynapse; perinuclear region of cytoplasm. Gene Ontology annotation, biological process: synaptic vesicle endocytosis; phosphatidylinositol dephosphorylation. NCBI's taxonomy places the organism in Eukaryota, Metazoa, Chordata, Mammalia, Artiodactyla, Camelidae. Bases 454 to 4881 code for a protein of 1475 amino acids.